Messenger RNA from Chenopodium quinoa (quinoa), 1920 nucleotides. Its product is annotated as cyclin-D5-1-like. The transcript has 5 exons. Gene Ontology annotation, biological process: regulation of cyclin-dependent protein serine/threonine kinase activity; mitotic cell cycle phase transition. Bases 295 to 1272 code for a protein of 325 amino acids. NCBI's taxonomy places the organism in Eukaryota, Viridiplantae, Streptophyta, Magnoliopsida, Caryophyllales, Amaranthaceae. Gene Ontology annotation, molecular function: cyclin-dependent protein serine/threonine kinase regulator activity. Gene Ontology annotation, cellular component: nucleus; cyclin-dependent protein kinase holoenzyme complex; cytoplasm. The record is from RefSeq and is a predicted model, not a curated record.
ACCGCUGGAAAAAAAAAACACAAUCUGUAUAUCACAUCCGCUAAUUUUGGCGGCACCAAAACCGCUCUCAACACCUCCCCCACACCUUUUAGACACUCUUUUAGCGCCAGAAUCCUCUCUCCUCUUUCCUCUUAGAUUACCUCAAUCCCAAAUUUUCUCCUAUUUUAGCACUUCAAUUUUUCCAACUUUUUCUUCUUUCUUCACUCCUUUAAUUUCCUACUACUACUGUAAAUUCUUCAUGUAAUCCAACCCCAAAACCCCAGAAAAUUAUUAAAAAAAAAAAUUAAUUAAAUAAUGGAGGGUUCAAGCUCUCAACCUUCAUCAUCUAAUCUACUCUGUCGAGAAGAUAAAUCUUACUUAAAUGAAGGAGAUGAACAAAAUCAGGAAACCCAAUUUCAGAAUUCUCAAUUAGUUCCGUACUACCAAGAUUUGGAUUCUGAAGAUGAUUAUUAUCUUCAAAUGUUGGUUAGAAGAGAGAUUAAUUCAUCGUCUAAUUCUUCUUCCAAUUUCCCUUCUUGGUUAAAGAAUUCUCGUGCUCUUGCCAUCAAUUGGAUUCUCAAUGCUAAAGAUUCAUUUGGGUUUCAAAAUCAAACUGCUUAUUUAUCAAUCUUGUACUUGGACCGUUUCUUAUCAAGAAGAUACAUCUAUGAUCAUCAACCUUGGGCAGUUACAUUACUAGGAGUAGCAUGUUUAUCAUUGGCUGCGAAAAUGGACGAAUGUAAAGUGCCUGCAUUAUCAGAAUAUCAAGUACCCGAUUUCGAAUUCGAAAGAAAUGUGAUGCAAAAUAUGGAGCUUCUUGUUUUAACUACUUUGGAAUGGAACAUGACUUUGAGUACUCCUUUUGUUUACCUUAAUUACUAUGCUUCUAAGUUGGAUGAUCAAAAUGUUGAUCGAUUGAUUUCAAGAGGAACUCAAUUAGUAAUGGGGUUUAUUAAAGAGAGUAAUUCGGUUGGUGAUUAUUAUCCAUUUGUGGUUGCUGCCGCGGCAGUGGUUGCUGCUAUUGAUUGGCAAUUAACACAAGAAGCUUUGAAGCUUAGGAUUAGUACUGUUUCAUUGUGGCAGACUUCAGAUGAUCAGCAGAAGCAGCAGCAGGAGAAGCAAUUGGUUUCCUGUUAUAGCUUGAUGCAGAGAUUGUGUUCUAAGGAAAAUCCUAGUACUCCUAACUUGACUACUGAAGUUGAACAAACUACUACUGAUAAACCAAGUACAUCAGGCACAAAGAGAAAGCUAACAUUCAGAGACAGUGACCAAAAUCCUGAUCUGCCAGACUGACAAAGCGCGAUCGAUCAAUAACCAAUCCCGGGAUAAUUGAGUUUAUCGUUGAUUAAGCAUUGUUUUAGGAUGGAUGGAUUAGUGAAAGGGAGGUUCUUAUCUUAGUUGAGAAAUUGGUACGUGCAUUAUUUUUGUUUUUGUUUUUGUUUUAGUUUUUCCUUCUUAUAAACAGAAAAAAAGAAGGGAAGUUUUUUUGAUUGUGGGGUUACAAAUUUCCUAUACCCAACAAAAGGGUCUGGCAGGGACAACCUAGCAUUUGGACCAGAAACAUGGAAGUAAAUAAAUAAGAGAGAGAGAGAGAGAAAUAGAUGAUUUUUCAGAACAUCCAGGUAUAAGAGGUUGACUGAAAGGCCAAGAGUCAUUAAGAAAGAAAUAGCAGAAGUGAAAAAAAAGGGGGCCAAUUAUUUGUUCUUUAGUUCAUUCUUAGGAUACUGUUUCAUUUCUAUGCCUGCCUUUUAACCAUUUUUCAUAUUUUGUUGUAGUAAACUAGUAGUAGUAUUUAUAUUUAUAUUGCUUUCUCAGACUUUUGUUGUUCAUAUAAAAUGUAUUCUAGCUCUUAUUGUUUGUUUGAGCAUUCAUAUAAGCAUACAUACUCAUUUUACUAUAUGUAUGGAAUACUUUUCAAUGAAAAUCCGUUCUCCUUUGGUA